UUUUGUAAUUGAUUUGAAUUAAUUUGUUUAUAAUAACUGUUUUUGAAACACUAUUAUCAACUAUCAGAUCCUAUUCCCAACUAUUUUUAGUUUGAUUUUGAAUACAAUGGGAAAGAAAGAGAAGGCAAAACGUAUCCCAUCGGACGCACCGACAGCUCUAAUCGCACCAUCAGAUUAUGAGCACAUAUACAAAGGACAGAAAAGUAACACUAAAGGAAAGGGAGGAACGGCUGCCAAACGCAUUCCAUCGGACGCACCGACGGCACUGAUUGCUCCAUCAGAUUAUGAGCACAUAUACAAAGGCGAAAAGGGAUCCAAAAAGGGUGGCGGAGGUAGCGGUAAAUCUAAACGUAUCCCAUCCGACGCACCGACGGCACUGAUUGCUCCUUCAGAUUAUGAGCACAUAUACAAAGGCGAAAAGGGAUCCAAAAAAGGUGGCGGAGGUAGCGGUAAAUCUAAGCGUAUCCCAUCCGAUGCACCUACAGCUUUGAUUGCUCCCUCAGAUUAUGAGCACAUAUACAAAGGCGAAAAGGGAUCCAAAAAGGCUGGCGGAGGUAGCGGUAAAACUAAACGUAUCCCAUCCGACGCACCCACAGCUUUAAUUGCUCCUUCAGAUUAUGAGCACAUAUACAAAGGAGAAAAGGGAUCCAAAAAGGGUGGCGGAGGUAGCGGUAAAUCUAAGCGUAUCCCAUCCGACGCACCUACAGCUUUGAUUGCUCCUUCAGAUUAUGAGCACAUAUACAAAGGCGGCAACAAAUCUAAAGUACCGGCCAAACGGCUGCCAUCGGACGCACCAACAGCUCUGAUCGCACCAUCAGAUUAUGAACACAUCUACAAAGGCGCCACACGUACAGCACAAGGUGGUGGUCGUACCGGUGCUGAACAGAUACCCAAUUCUGUGGUUAAACUAAUCGACGAUUAUGUUCAACAACAACCCAAACAAUAUGACCACAACUGA
Messenger RNA from Oppia nitens, 958 nucleotides. RefSeq lists its product as uncharacterized. The record is from RefSeq and is a predicted model, not a curated record. The coding region runs from base 107 to 958 and encodes 283 amino acids. The transcript has a single exon. Lineage: Eukaryota; Metazoa; Arthropoda; Arachnida; Sarcoptiformes; Oppiidae.